This is a messenger RNA of Colletotrichum phormii, 645 nucleotides long. RefSeq lists its product as uncharacterized. The coding region runs from base 1 to 645 and encodes 214 amino acids. Gene Ontology annotation, molecular function: oxidoreductase activity. Lineage: Eukaryota; Fungi; Ascomycota; Sordariomycetes; Glomerellales; Glomerellaceae. The record is from RefSeq and is a predicted model, not a curated record. The transcript is spliced from 2 exons.
AUGUCUUCAUUCCACGUUGCAAUCGCCGGUGCAACAGGCAACCUCGGACUACCGAUUCUGAAAUCCCUUCUCGACGCCGGAUUUACCGUCACAGUCCUGUCCCGAAUCGGUGGCAAUGCUUCUGCCUUGCCAUCACACUCCAACCUUACCAUCAAAGUAGUCGACCUCACCUCCUUCGACUCCCUCCAUCCUGCUCUUCUCGGAAUCGACGUUGUCAUAUCGUGUGUUGCUACACUGGCCAUAGGCAGCCAGAAACCCAUAAUAGACGCUUCGGUCGCAGCUGGGGUAAAUAGAUUCAUUCCGGCAGAGUUCGGCAUGGACUCUGCCAACCCUCUCUGCGCGCAGCUGCCCGUGUGCGCGCCAAAGGUUGCAACACAACACAGAUACUGGGGUCUCCAGAUGGGGCUGAUUCUCAAUCUGGAAAAGCAUACAGCGACAUUGUACAAUGGUGGCAAUGUUCCUUUCAGCGCUACUACCCUCGAGGAUGUCGCUUCUGCCGUCUUGGGUGUCAUUCGGCACCAGUCUCAAACAGCGAAUCGAAUCGUCUACGUUCACUCGGCGGUACUCACUCAAAACCAGCUAAUUGGGUUCGCCAAAGACAUUGAUGGAAAGGCUUGGGAGACGAUCAGCAUUGACACGGAAUAG